AUGACGAUGAGGGAGAGGAGUCCCACAGCAAUUCCCAGGCCAAUGGAGAUGCUUCAGGCCUCCUCUGCUGAUCUAAUGAUUAGAAACAUCCUCCUAAAGCACGCUGGGUGGUAUGGCUGCCGGGUUCAAACCACUGCCGACUCACUGAUGUCAGAAGCUGAGCUGCUUGUAAGAGGUCCUCCAGGGCCCCCAGGGAUUGUGAUUGUGGAAGAAAUCACCGAUACCAUGGCAACACUCUCUUGGAGUCGUGGGGUAGAUAAUCACAGUCCAAUCAGCACCUAUAAUUUACAGGCUCGGAGCCCUUUUUCAUUAGGAUGGCAGACUGUGAAAACAGAGCCGGAUCCUGUCACUGGAGAUAUGGAAUCAGCUGUGGCAGUAGAUCUGAACCCCUGGGUAGAAUAUGAAUUCCGGGUGGUAGCGAGCAAUGGCAUUGGGACAGGAGACCCAAGUGCCCCCUCUAGGGUUGUCAGAACCAAUGAAGCAGUUCCAUCAGUGGCCCCAGCAAAUGUGAGUGGGGGGAGUGGCCGGAGACAUGAACUGGUUAUAACUUGGGAGUCCCUGACGUCGCCGGUUCGAGUCCAGGCUAUUCCACUGCCGACCGUGAACGGGCGCUCCCAGGGGGCCGGCGCACAAUUGGCCGAGGACCGGGCAUCUGAGGGCUUGCCUCUGUGA
Molecule: messenger RNA, 672 nt
Organism: Polyodon spathula (Mississippi paddlefish)
Lineage: Eukaryota; Metazoa; Chordata; Actinopteri; Acipenseriformes; Polyodontidae
Product: contactin-5-like
Exons: 7
Coding region: 1-672 (223 amino acids)
Biological process (GO): brain development; cell-cell adhesion
Molecular function (GO): cell-cell adhesion mediator activity
Source: RefSeq, a predicted model, not a curated record